This is a messenger RNA of Cyprinodon variegatus (sheepshead minnow), 1941 nucleotides long. It is a transcript of the gene map2k4b, whose product is annotated as dual specificity mitogen-activated protein kinase kinase 4-like. Bases 66 to 1322 code for a protein of 418 amino acids. The transcript has 13 exons. NCBI's taxonomy places the organism in Eukaryota, Metazoa, Chordata, Actinopteri, Cyprinodontiformes, Cyprinodontidae. Gene Ontology annotation, molecular function: JUN kinase kinase activity; ATP binding. Gene Ontology annotation, biological process: MAPK cascade; protein phosphorylation. The record is from RefSeq and is a predicted model, not a curated record.
CAGGGGAGGGCCAAGUUUCACUCUGCAUUGCAGCCCGAGCGCUGGCUGCUGCUGGGAACACAACAAUGGCGACUCCCAGUCCGAAUAGCAACUCCACGGGCUCCAGCAACUUUCUGGGGGCCACGUCGCACCACCUUCACCAACAGACUCAGAGCAGCAGCAUGCAAGAAACCAACACCUGCCGGAGAUGUCAAAAUGAAGCAGGGUUUCAAAUAAGCCUGUCUGGAGUUCCUACAAGUAAACGUAAAGCUCUGAAGUUGAAUUUCGCCAACCCUCUGGUGAAACCGGCCUCCAGGCUCCCGCUUCAUCCCUCGGCUCCUUCCUUCCAGAAUCCCCACAUAGAGCGUCUGCGGACACACAGCAUCGAGUCCUCCGGAAAGCUGAAGAUCUCCCCAGAGCAGCACUGCGACUUCACCGCAGAAGACCUGCGGGACCUUGGGGAGAUCGGCCGCGGGGCCUACGGCUCCGUCAACAAGAUGGUCCAUAAACCUACAGGCCAGAUUAUGGCAGUCAAGAGGAUUCGCUCCACUGUGGAUGAGAAGGAGCAGAAGCAGCUGCUGAUGGAUCUGGACGUGGUGAUGAGGAGUAGCGACUGUCCCUACAUCGUCCAGUUCUAUGGCGCCCUCUUCAGAGAGGGGGACUGUUGGAUCUGUAUGGAGCUAAUGUCUACCUCAUUAGACAAAUUCUACAAAUAUGUAUAUUGCGUAUUAGAUGAUGUCAUUCCAGAGGAAAUAUUAGGCAAUAUAACAUUAGCUACGGUUAAAGCACUGAAUCACUUAAAGGAAAACUUGAAAAUAAUUCACAGAGACAUCAAACCUUCCAACAUUCUGAUGGACAGAAGGGGAAACAUCAAACUAUGUGACUUCGGCAUCAGCGGCCAGCUGGUGGAUUCCAUAGCCAAGACUAGAGACGCAGGCUGCAGGCCUUACAUGGCACCUGAAAGGAUAGACCCCAGUGCUUCCAGGCAGGGAUACGACGUUCGCUCUGACGUUUGGAGCUUGGGAAUCACCCUGUAUGAGCUAGCUACAGGAAGAUUUCCUUACCCCAAGUGGAACAGUGUUUUUGAUCAGCUGACACAGGUGGUGAAAGGAGAGCCUCCACAGCUCAGCAACUCGGAGGAGAGGCAGUUCUCCCCAAAGUUCAUCAACUUUGUUAACCUAUGCCUUACAAAAGAUGAAUCAAAGAGGCCAAAGUACAGAGAGCUUCUGAAACACCCGUUUAUCCUGAUGUACGAGGAGCGCUUCGUGGAUGUUGCCAGCUACGUGUGUCGCAUCCUGGAUCAGAUCCCGGCUUCGCCCAUCUCUCCUAUGUACGUUGACUGAUGCCAAGAAGGGUCUGCCAGUGUUGGCCCCCUUAACGGGCAGCGGGUGGUACACUAAGCUUUGUGAUGCAACGUUUGUCAUCUUAGCCUUCAGUUACGUAGGAUCACCUGUUUGUCCACAUAUUCCCAAAGAAGAGAGGAAUUAAAUCCAAACUUCCCAGAGCAAAGAGAUGAACAUCAAAAGAGAAAACUUCCAGACUUAUUUUAAGAUCCCAAAAUAUAUCAUCUUAAAGCAGAAAAACUUGAAGCGGUAACUUUGUCUUAGUAAAGCGCAAUGCAUCUUUUUAUGUGACACAAAGAAUAGAGUAUACAUACAUACAUGGAAUAUAUAUAAAUAUAUAUAAAUAUAUAUAUAUACUUGAACUUGUUCACAAAAGUCUACCAAAUGAAAUUAUGUGGAGUUUAUGAUGUAUGACAAUAGAACCUAAUGGGUUGUAUAUUGUAUGCAUAUUUGUCUUUGCCUCUAAAAUGAUGACUUGUUUAGAUUAUUGCUGAUAGACCUACUGUCUAAAAUCAUUUACACUUUCACACGGGUUGCUGUGAGCGCCUUCACACGCAGUAAAUGAAUGGGUAUGCAAUUUCUUUUUCAGAAAGCUUCUGGUAGCCUGGCUUAACUGUUU